This is a messenger RNA of Penicillium arizonense, 1110 nucleotides long. Its product is annotated as DUF2841 domain-containing protein. Bases 1 to 1110 code for a protein of 369 amino acids. The transcript is spliced from 3 exons. The record is from RefSeq and is a predicted model, not a curated record. Lineage: Eukaryota; Fungi; Ascomycota; Eurotiomycetes; Eurotiales; Aspergillaceae.
AUGUGGUCAAACCCCGAGUCCUUGCCUCACUGGCGAAGCUCACGGCCCAGGAAGAGAAAUUUCGGAGGCCAAAAUCUCAACUUGACCUCUCACCAGAAAGUGUCUAUUUUUAUAAAAGACCGAGACCUACUACGUCAGUACUAUGAGAGGGUUUUCCAGAAUCUGCAACAAACCAACUGCCGUGUUCUUGCAAAAGCCUACGUCAAACUAGUUGAGCCACGCAAGCAGGUCAACUACCCCUAUAAUGGACGGAAGAUCAUUGCAGGGAGAACCCAACAGCUCAGUCCAGAGGCAACAAAGCCUCCAUGGUGGCCAUCUGGGGUGAGCCACCGGGAGCCAGAUCAUCUUCCCAAAGUUGAGCGCAUUCGACUUUUAGUGCACAUUCUGUGUGAGCUGCAUGGAAGCCACGGAGUUACAACGACUAGACUGAAAGAAUGUGACCAGCCUAUUCGACGUCAGAUUCUUCCGGUCGAUCGUCUAGAAAUCCUAGACGAGGCAUACCAAGUUCGCGAGGCGGAAGAGAAUUUCGAGAAUGGAGUCACAAAUGGAGAAGAACCCGUGUGGAUUUCUCGUGCCAACCUCCCUGACAAUACAGGAGACACUUCCAGCGAACAAAGCUCACCGACCGAGCCAGACCAUACUCAAACCACAACCAAGUCAGAGUGCAGUGACGAAGCACUAGCCAUCGAUACCUCACAACUUCUCAUCCCAUUCGAUGAUCCCCGAACGAACGCUUCCCCAUACCCUCCCAACCUAUAUAACCCGCCAAUGCACAUAAGCCCCCACACGCAAUAUAUGCCAGUUGAGCAGGUUGCCCGUGGGUCGACAUCGCCACUUGAGUUGAAAAGAAAACGCGAAGAGUCCGCUGGGACAAACUUGGUUGAUCGGACACGUCAAAUGGGCCCUACACCAUAUCAGUAUCCUGGAAACGUCAGUACCCAACCGUUUCCCAUGGGUAUUUACGAAGAUCCUCUUGCCAUGUCUGCUGUAGGUGCUUCGAUCACACCGUCUGUGCCAAUAUCACAGCCUAUCCCAAUAACUCAGUCGGCGGCGGGACCGUCUACGGAGCAGAUGAUGCUAUAUGGUUAUCCAUAUUAUUUUGAUCAAUGA